UCCUUCUCAACACUACUACCCCGCCACACCACACUCGCACACAAUGCCCGAAUCCACAGGUGAACCAUUUUACGUUCGCUAUUACUCGGGACACUCUGGCCGCUUCGGACACGAGUUCUUGGAAUUUGACUUUCGUGUCGUGGGCGAUGGACGGUCUGCCAUUGCACGAUAUGCCAACAACUCGAAUUACCGCAAUGAUUCCCUCAUCCGCAAAGAGAUGUGCGUGAGUGCACUGAUGGUCCAGGAAAUCAAGCGAAUCAUCAAGGACAGCGAGAUCAUGAAGGAAGAUGACACCAAGUGGCCACAGAAGAACAAGGAUGGAAGACAGGAACUCGAGAUCCGUAUGGGAGGCGAGCACAUUUCGUUUGAGACGGCAAAGAUUGGCUCUCUGGUGGACGUGAACGAGUCUGAGGACCCCGAAGGCCUGCGUGUCUUCUACUAUCUCGUCCAAGACCUGAAGGCUCUGGUCUUCUCCCUGAUCUCACUACACUUCAAGAUCAAGCCAAUAUAAGCAUUCAAGAAGUGGAGGACGUCUGACCAACGACUUCCGACACGUUCUGCUAUGAUGGCCACGAUGGAGAGAACUGGUGGUGAUUCGAACGACCUACAGACUUGCCACCUCAGUAAUUCUACUCGGGCAGCGGGACCCUCCCAGUGGCGGCAGAUGUAUUGCCUGCCUAAUUGUCGCACUCCCUCCUGGGCGCGAGUGGUCAAAGGCAGAGGCAGGGGAGGGAGGGGGAAGAGGAAAGAGGAAAGAGAGUCCGUGGGCCCGGAAAAUAAGGUUACUUCCGUCUCGGCACCGGCAUCUCCAGACACCCACCCACCUCUUCACCACGACCACCUGAGUCGCACGUCAUGUCCAUGGAUCGCAUCACUCUCUCACUCUCCCACUGCUCACUCUACCACCAGACAAGCAUAAUACAUACCCUAACGAUACCACGACUCCUU
This is a messenger RNA of Sphaerulina musiva SO2202, 948 nucleotides long. Its product is annotated as mago nashi domain-containing protein. Lineage: Eukaryota; Fungi; Ascomycota; Dothideomycetes; Mycosphaerellales; Mycosphaerellaceae. The record is from RefSeq and is a predicted model, not a curated record. Gene Ontology annotation, biological process: RNA splicing. Bases 44 to 511 code for a protein of 155 amino acids. The transcript has 7 exons. Gene Ontology annotation, cellular component: exon-exon junction complex; nucleus.